Patiria miniata (bat star) is the source of this 2739-nucleotide messenger RNA. Its product is annotated as cytochrome P450 3A13-like. NCBI's taxonomy places the organism in Eukaryota, Metazoa, Echinodermata, Asteroidea, Valvatida, Asterinidae. The record is from RefSeq and is a predicted model, not a curated record. The transcript has 14 exons. Gene Ontology annotation, molecular function: oxidoreductase activity, acting on paired donors, with incorporation or reduction of molecular oxygen; heme binding; iron ion binding. Bases 151 to 1695 code for a protein of 514 amino acids.
UCUUGAGUAAAACGGAUUCUACCACCUGUGCUUGUGUUGCCUUUCUCGGCCUAUAUAAACCAGGGACAGGGUUCGAGUGCAUUAACUAUAUGAUCUGAGUUAGUAGUCAAGUUGAUCGAGCGGUAUAGUUUAAUUUGUUGUCAAAAUAUCAUGGAGCUGUUAGGAUUUGACUUGUCUGUGACAUGGCUGCUGAUUAUUGGUUUCGUUCUCAUAGCAGUUUGGUAUGAUUGGUGGUGUCACCAGUAUUUCCAGAGGUGUGGUAUUCCUGUAGCGGACUACAUUCCUUUCUUUGGAAACAUACUGCAAUUGCGUCAUGGAGUCCAACACACUUUAACCGAGUACGUAAAAAAGCAUGGCAGAGUCGUCGGGAUGUAUGAUUUCCGACGUCCAGUUCUGAUUAUCAAUGAUCCUGACAUUUUGAAGAAUAUCUUGGUCAAGAAUUUCUCCAGUUUCUACAACAGGAGGAAAUCCCCACUCGGGCAAAAGCCCUUGAACAGAGGCUUGAGUCGGCUUAUGAACGAAGAAUGGAAAGAGAUACGCAACGUCAUCACUCCGUCAUUCAGUGCCUCCAAAAUGAGACUGAUGUCGGAGACGAUCAAUGAAUGUUGUGAUACCUUGGUGGCAAGUUUCAGCAAGGCCCAGGAGGGAGGAAAAGCCGCCAAAUGCAGAGUCUUGUUUGGUGGUUUCACCAUGGACGCCAUUGCAAGGUGUGGAUUCGGCCUCAAAGUUGACUCCCAGCAGAACAAGGAUGAUCCAUUCGUCAAGAACGCGAAGAAGGUCUUCGAUUUCAGCCUGUUCAAUCCUGCUUUCUUAAUCGUCUCCGCCUUCCCCUCUCUGUCGCCCAUCUUUGCUUAUCUCAAAUUCGACCUGUUCGACCAGGAAGUUAUCAAAUUUUUCAUGAACGUCACGGAGGCCGCGUGCAACAUGCGCAAACAGGAGGGUCAGGAUGCGUCAAAGCGCAUCGAUCUGUUGCAGCUGAUGCUGAACGCCCACGAGGACGAGGAACACGAGGAGGAAGACACGCCCACCGCAGGGAACGGUCAGAACAAGGGCGCCGCCCAUCGCAGACCACUGUCGACAGUGGACGUCAUGGCACAGGCUAUCACUUUUUUUCUGGCUGGUUACGAGACUACCAACGCGCUGCUGAGCUUCACUGCCUACCUGCUGGCUACCAACCAAGACGCGCAAGAGAAACUGCACGCUGAGAUUGACAACCUCGCUCCCACUCGUGACAACCUCGGCUAUGACGUCAUCGCCAAGAUGGAGUACCUGGACAUGGUGAUCAAUGAAUCACUGCGCAUGUAUCCCCCAGCAGUCAUAUUUGAUCGUAUGUGCAAUGAGACAAUUACCUACGAAGGUCUUACCAUCGAAAAGGGUGUAAACGUGUUCGUUUGUAUCUGGAGCUUACAUUACGAUGAGGAAUUCUGGACAAAUCCGACUAAAUUUGACCCAGAAAGGUUCAGCCCUGAGAACAAGGCAUCCAUCAAACCGUGCACCUACAUGCCGUUCGGCUUCGGUCCUCGUAACUGCAUCGGUAUGCGCUUUGCCUUGCUGGAAUCCAAAAUGGCGCUGGUCCGUGUACUGCAGCAGUAUCGCUUCGAUGUCUGCUCAGAAACCGAGAUCCCACCCAAGCUCGGUAAGAGUGGCUUCCUUGCUCCGAAGAGUCUGAAGCUCAGUGCAGUCCCAAGAAACUAGGCAGCAACCACGGAUGAUAGAAACAGAGACUUCUCUCUGAUCUCUGCCUUAAGAUGAUUUAAAGACGUUCAUGUUAUAAUGUCAUUAUGUUUUCAUCCAUCCCUCAUUUGGCAAAAUGUUAGGGUUAGGCAUGUGUGCCACUUUUGUGGAAUUAAUAGCAGCAAGUUAAUUUUGAAGCUCUAUACUGUUCCAUGUAUUUUGCUCGUAAAAAGCUACAUGUACAUAGAACUGGUUGGUAAAAAUAUUUCUUGGUCGUCAUUUACUUUAAUGCCUUUUAUGAGUUUUUUAGCUAUUGAUUUAUUAUAAAAUACAUCUGUAUUUACAGAUUGCGGUAUCUGUUUUGGAAUCAUGUUUGUAGGGAAACCAAAACAAAAUUCGUGUCAAAUAUGACAUUUCACCCCCCCCCCAAAGUAGUUUAGUUUAAAAUGCCUUUAACUUGCUGGAAUAGAUAUAUACAAAGCGGUGUAGCUAUAAGGGUUGAGAUAUGGGUUUCAUUUCUAUUCCAUCUCGGAUUUAUUUUGAUGAAAACUAUUUUUUAGUACAAAUUUAUAACUUAUUCGAGUCGGCAUGAAUUUCAGCACUUUGAUAAAAUAAAUUGUGUGUCGAAUUGUUUUUUUUUUUUAAACUUUGUAUGAUUGUUACAAUACAUCAGUGUUGCUGACUGUAUUCAUCGGCAUUGAGCACCGUUGUGGAAAUUAAAUUAUGUAGCUUUAUGUUUUACUGAUCUUUACAUUACUUAUAUUUGUAUAAUGUUUAUAUUUACACUGUUCGACAGGUGUCUUUUAACAUCCCCGUUGUGAUUUUAGUAGAGAUUAUGAGUUAAGGGUUAGAGGCCACGAUAAUUGCUAAAAGUUCAAUUGCAACGGAAUCUGACAAUAAACUAUGCACUGGUCACACACUGUGUACUUACACAUAAAUAAUAAUGUUUAAACAUAAUGGUCAAUUGAGGUGCUCAAUAACCAUUAUGUUUCAGGCAUGCAACUUUUCCUCGGAUCAGCUGAUCUCCUCCUUUUUUACUUCCCAUGUGUGUCAUUGAAAAUAGAA